Seminavis robusta is the source of this 1423-nucleotide messenger RNA. NCBI's taxonomy places the organism in Eukaryota, Bacillariophyta, Bacillariophyceae, Naviculales, Naviculaceae. The record is from the annotation of a GenBank genome assembly.
AUGGUGAAGCCAGAAAUCAACAAGGAAGCCAUAUUCUGGCUGGUGGUUUGGACUGCCAAUAAUGUGGGUGUGACACUUCUCAACAAAGCGGCCUUUGCCAAGGUGGAUUUCCACUAUCCCUACUUUCUCAGUUUUGUGCAUAUGGUAUGCAACUCCAUCGGUAGCCAAGGUGUCUUUUGGAGUAUCCGUCGUGACAAUCAACGCCUCAAAGCAGCCGGUAUUUCCGAAGGCCAAGCAUCCAGAAAACAAUUGGGAUUCUUUCAGCGCCUACUGGGCAAUAUCACCCGCAAAGAAUUGGAUCCCAAGGGCCGACAAAAAAUUCUGGCGUUUAGUGUGAUUUUCUCACUCAAUAUUGCUAUUGGAAAUGUCUCUCUACGACACGUGUCUGUGAAUUUCAAUCAAGUCAUGCGAUCCUUGGUCCCUGCAUUGACCAUUGGCAUGGGAUUGGCACUCAAAAAACCAGUUUCGGCACAGCGAAUCAAGGCGGUCGUACCUGUGAUCAUUGGAGUUGCCAUGGCUUGUUUUGGUGAUAUGAGUUACACUUGGUUGGGAUUUUUCUACACACUCCUAUGUAUUACACUGGCAGCACUCAAAGUGGUGGCGUCGGGAGAAAUGAUGACAGGGCCCACGAAAUUGCAUCCUGUCGAUUUGCUAGGACACAUGGCACCAUUGGCACUGGUGCAGUGUCUGGUAUUGAGCUUAAUGACGGGUGAAGUAUCCUCCAUAUUCGCACGCGUCAAUGCCGCCUAUGCGGAUGUAUCCGAUGUGGGGUGGUUUGAAUUCUACUACCCUGCCAUUGUGGUCUUGACAUCCGGUGUCUUUUCGUUUUCCCUCAAUAUUUGCUCCCUACAAGCCAACAAAGUGACAUCACCACUGACAUUGUGCAUCACCGCCAAUGUCAAGCAGGUCCUCAUGAUUAUUCUUUCCACCAUCAUCUUUGGCGUUGUCAUUGAACCACUAAAUGGAUGUGGUAUUGUUGUGGUCUUGGCUGGAUCGGCCUAUUAUUCUUAUGUGUCGGUAAUGGAAAAAGUUACCGGUGGAGGAAUGGAUUCUAAAGCAAGCAAGGAUAUUGAAUCAAAUCUCAAUAGUGACAGCAAAGACGAAGAACAAGUGUCGUUGGUACCGACCAAGACAGGGUCCACCAAAACAGGGGAUGCGUCAGAGAUGAGGCAGCGAUAGGAGCAACGGAUCGUGCUAAUAAAUGCAACAAUAUCAGACUUGUUUGUUCGUGGGAAACUCUGAUAAAUUGGUGGGCGGAGACCCAAAAGGCAACAAUUAAAAUUGUGCGGUCCUCCGCUUCUUUUUGGGUGGUCAACUACUGUGACUUGGUCUGUUUCGUUGUUUCCGUCAGUGCCCUCAUUGAGUCGAGUCAGACCUACUACUUGUUCUAUUGCAUGCUAAGAAUAGAAAAUACUUUGGUGGA